This is a messenger RNA of Nematocida homosporus, 666 nucleotides long. RefSeq lists its product as uncharacterized. The transcript has a single exon. Bases 1 to 666 code for a protein of 221 amino acids. The record is from RefSeq and is a predicted model, not a curated record. Gene Ontology annotation, cellular component: SAGA complex. Lineage: Eukaryota; Fungi; Microsporidia.
AUGGCCUACAGUGCUCCCAAACACACGUCACCAAUGAAUACCAGGAAAGGAUCACCAUCUAAUCGCCCAAGCGCUGUUUCUGCCUUGGUUCCGUUAGAUGACACCCAUGACAUUCUUUGCCGAAAUAUGCCCCCGAAUGCGUUGUUCUUCUGCAGUUCGUGCAAAGAGGUUCUUCUCCAGCGGAACAUUCCAAACCAUCAUUGUGUUGAAGUGACGCGGCCAAAUGAACUCUUAGAGACCUUUUAUAACACGCGUUGUGCCGUGCCUGACCCAGAGAGUGGGGUUGAGUGUGCCAGGAGUCUUAACUGCAAAGUUCAUAGUGCGCAUUUGAAGCGAGCAGUUACCAAGCGAACAAUCGCCUAUGACGUACUAAUUAAGAAGAAUGCCGAGGAGAAGAAGAGAAAGAAGAGUAGCGGUGUCGAUCUGGAAGAAGAGCGACCUGAAAAGAAGAAGAAAAGGAAGGAGAAGAAAGACAAGGUAUCCGAUAGUUAUGUAAAGCUAGAGGAUAACAUCACCAGCCGCAUUCUAGCACACGUUCCUGUGAUCGAAAAGACCUUCUGUCUCCCGGAUAUCAAAUUCAAUACACUGGCCAUCCGGAGCAUCUUUUUCCAGCCAUUAAAGAUCCAAAGAAUGCUCCAAGAGAAGAAGAUGGCCCGCCACCAAUAA